CCUCCUGGCCGCUGGGUGGCGCUGAUGGUCUGUGAUCCCAAAACGUCGUUUACCCCUUUCCUCUGUCGCUACGGUGGAGUUUAGACUUUGAAAGUGUAAUUCAUGCUGACUUUUAUCAUGAAGAAAGAAGCAGUGCAGGCAGCAGCCAAGGAGUUUCUGCAGUUUGUCAACAGAGGAGUGUCUCCGUAUCACGUGGUGGACGAGUGCAGACGGCGCCUGCUGGAGGCCGGCUUCACCGAGCUGAAGGAGACGGAGCAGUGGGACAUCAAGCCAGCCAGCAAGUAUUUUGUGACGAGGAAUUUCUCCAGCCUGAUCGCCUUCGCCGUGGGAGGAAAGUAUCUACCAGGAAAUGGCUUCUCCAUGAUCGGAGCGCACACCGACAGCCCCUGCCUCAGGGUGAAGCCGCGCUCCAAGAGGACGAAGCAGGGCGUGCUGCAGGUGGGCGUGGAGUGCUACGGCGGCGGCAUCUGGAACACCUGGUUCGACCGAGACCUGACGGUGGCCGGCCGCGUCAUGGUGAAGAGCGGCGGCCAGCUGGUCCAGCGCCUGGUCCACGUGCCCCGCCCUCUGCUCCGGGUGCCUCACCUGGCCAUCCACCUGCAGCGCGACGUCAACGACGCCUUCGGCCCCAACAAGGAGAACCACCUGGUUCCCAUCCUCGGCACGGCGGUCCAGGAGGAGCUGGAGACCGGAUCGUCUUCGUCUGGAGACACUUCCUCUGCCGCCAACACAGUCCAGGCCGACAAGCACCACCCCGCCCUGGUCAGGGUUCUGUGUUCGGAGCUGGGCAUCCAGCCGGACUCUCUGCUGGACUUCGAGCUGUGUCUGGCCGACACGCAGCCGGCGGCUCUAGGAGGGGUCUACGAGGAGUUCAUCUUCUCUCCCCGUCUGGACAACCUGCACAGCUGCUACUGCGCCCUGCAGGGCCUGUUGGAGUCCUGCUGCGCCGAUUCUCUGACCUCUGACCCCAAUGUCAGGAUGAUCACUCUGUUCGACAACGAGGAGGUGGGGUCAGAGAGCGCCCAGGGAGCGCAGUCCAACCUGACGGAGCUGAUCCUCAGCCGGCUGGCUGCCUCCGCCCACAACCCCAGCGCCUUCCAGCAGGCGGCGCCGCGCUCCUUCAUGAUCAGCGCCGACAUGGCGCACGCCGUUCACCCCAACUACACGGAGAAGCAUGAAGAGAACCACCGGCCAGCUUUCCACAAGGGCCCAGUCAUCAAGUUCAACAGCAACCAGCGCUAUGCUACCACCGCCGUCACCGCCUGCGUGGUCCGGGAGGUGGCGAGCCGCGUCGGCGUGCCGCUGCAGGAUGUGAUGGUACGUAACGACAGCCCCUGUGGGACCACCAUCGGCCCCAUCCUGGCGGCGCGGCUCGGCGUCCCCGUGGCCGACAUCGGAGCGCCGCAGCUGGCCAUGCACUCCAUCCGGGAGAUGUGCUGCACCUCCAGCGUGCUGCAGAGCACCACCCUGUUCAAGGGUUUCUUUGAGCUGUUUCCAUCCAUCAGGAACUCGCUGGUCGUCGACUGAGGACAGGACGACCUCGGUUCUCCACUUCCUGUUGAUGACAGGAAGUCAUUGAUUUUAUUGAUCAGCUUCAGAAAUAAAAGUUGAUGAAUCUGGA
Gambusia affinis (western mosquitofish) is the source of this 1621-nucleotide messenger RNA. It is a transcript of the gene dnpep, whose product is annotated as aspartyl aminopeptidase. The coding region runs from base 103 to 1527 and encodes 474 amino acids. The transcript has 15 exons. Gene Ontology annotation, biological process: proteolysis. Lineage: Eukaryota; Metazoa; Chordata; Actinopteri; Cyprinodontiformes; Poeciliidae. The record is from RefSeq and is a predicted model, not a curated record. Gene Ontology annotation, molecular function: zinc ion binding; aminopeptidase activity.